AGAACAUUUCUAAGAGAACAAUUCUUCUACGAGAGGGAUUUCCUCCAUUUGACUAGGCUGUGCUCUGACGCAGCUGCUAUAGUUGCAAUUAGAACAAAUAUGAAUUACCUACUAGAAACAUAGCACAGCCUUCUUAAUAAAAUAAAAGAAACGUAUAAUUAUUCUUUACAAGUAUAAAUAUACUUUAUAUAAACCCAUUAAAAUAUAUACAGUACGUGUAUAUCGAUGAGUAAUUAAACGCGAAUGAGAAGAAUGGUAGAAGAUGACGUCACGAAAUUUCCCGGCAGAAAUUGACAACAUGUUUGUAAUCAUACAUUCGCGCAGUAUUAUCGAUCGGUGAAAUGUAACUGAGUCUCAUUUGUUUCGUAAUAGUUUGAAAAUCGUUGUGCUAGAAUGACAAAGUAAUAGUGUGUGAGACAUAGUCAUGAAUAUACAUCGCAUACUAAACAUGUUCAAGAAGGAUCCAGCCUGUGGAUUUCCACUCGAUGAUUUACCCGAAGAGAUUUUAAUUACUGUGUUUUGUUUUUUGCCGGUAAAAGAUUUGAAGAAUUGUUGUUUAGUUUGUAGAAAAUGGAGAGAUAUUGUGACUUCGCAAACUCUUUGGAAGGAAAAAUGUGAACGAGAUAAAAGAAUUUUACCUUUUAUUAUUUUCCAAGAGCUACCCCAUAACUAUUAUUUAAAUAUUUACUUAAAAAAUCCUUACGGAAGAAAUCUAGUCAAGAAUCCAUCGGGAACUGCAGGACUUUCCUACUGGAAAAUAACACAUAAUGACGGAGAAGGAUGGAAAGUUGAAAAUCCUCCUCAAGGAUCUGAUCCUGUUCCAGAUACAAAUAUCCAGUAUUGUUUUGCUACAUCAUAUGGUUUAUCUGAAAAAUUUCAAAUUAUUGAUUUAAUAAAAGAAGGAGUGCAUCCAGAAGUUUUGGAUCAGGCUUUACUUGAUAUAGAAAUAUCAGAAUUUCAUGCAGCUAGAUUUGAUUGUGGCAGUAUAUAUACAUUACAAGUCAAGUUACUAGCUAAAAAUGGUAUUGUAUUAGAAGAAUAUAAUUCUGGAAAAAUUGAAGAAACUCAGUGGGCUGGAAAAAGAUGGAGUCAGGAAAAACAUGUAUUUUCAAAUUACAAACCAGGAGUCAGAUAUAUUAAAUUUAUUCACAGUGGAAAAGACACUCAGUUUUGGGCUGGUCAUUAUGGAAGCAAAAUGUCUCAAGCGACUGUUAAAUUUAUUAAACGUUCAUAAUGUACAUAUUUAAAGAAAAUAUUGUUAAAUAUUUAAAGAAAUAUUUUUGUGCUUAAUGUAUAUUUGUUAUAUAAAUUUAGUUUUUACUGUUAAACAAAUUAAUAAAAUUUUAAAUAAUAAUGAUAUUAAAAAAUGAAUCAAUUCAAUAAGGUAUUAAUUACAAAGUUGCAAUUAAAGUAUGUUACUGUUAUGCUCUAAAUUAUAAUUGUUUUGUUACAAAUAAAUUAUAUUUGAAUAUUU
Molecule: messenger RNA, 1474 nt
Organism: Centruroides sculpturatus (bark scorpion)
Lineage: Eukaryota; Metazoa; Arthropoda; Arachnida; Scorpiones; Buthidae
Product: F-box only protein 6-like
Exons: 5
Coding region: 425-1234 (269 amino acids)
Biological process (GO): glycoprotein catabolic process; SCF-dependent proteasomal ubiquitin-dependent protein catabolic process
Cellular component (GO): SCF ubiquitin ligase complex; cytoplasm
Molecular function (GO): protein binding; ubiquitin protein ligase activity
Source: RefSeq, a predicted model, not a curated record